AUGACAAGCUCACCUGGAUCCAUCUCAAUCCCACCUCCACCCCCUCUCGACCCACCUGAAGAACCAACCAACACCCUAGCAUUGCUCUUACCCAACCAAGCGUUAUUCUCUCCUCCAAUCCUGGCACUGCUCAAAGAUCAUUAUGGUUUAUUUGGCGAUAUAGUCCAUUGGGCACCUGUGAAAGGGUUCGGGAGGGCGAUAGUGGUAUUUGCGACUAAUGAAGAUGCAGAGAGGGCGAAGAAGGAAGGCGAUUGGUUGAAAUUAGAUUUGACAAGUAGUCCUUCCGCUGAGACUGGGGCUGGUGGCGAUGAACAGGAAGGACAGCAGCGCCAGCGCAAUCAGGUUGAGAAAGAGGAGAUGGCGCAGGAUAAAAGGGAAGAUGGGUAUUUCACCCCAAAAGAUACAAAUAAGAGGAGGAGUAAGAGACAGUCCGAUGUUUUGAAAGCCAACGAACUUAUACUUCGAUUACAUUAUCUCCCUCCUACACCACUCAAUCCCGAUCCAGCAUCAUUCCAUCUCGCCCCUCCUUCAAUACCACAUAAUUUCUUGAUAUCCCCUCCCGGAUCACCCCCAGAGGGAUGGGAACAGAUCGCCGAAGAAGGACCCAACACGUCCAUAUUGGCUGAAGACCUCCAGAGAGCUUUGGAGGCAUUAGCGCUGAAUGGUGCAGGAGGCAGACAGAAGGGAGGUAAAGAGGUUAUACUGGAUGAAGGUGGUGUGAGAGUAGAAGUUGAAGAUACGACCAAACAAUCCGAUGCCGAUGAAGGGGUAGAUGAAAGGUGGGAAAUGGAUGUGGAGGAAAGGUUAGAUAUUUCUACCAGUCAUGAUAUUUGGAAUUCACCCAGUCAGAGUAAUUUCGCUACCACCGUUGGUGGACCAAGUGGGUUAGGCGGACUAGGUGGACUGAGUGGGAGUGGUACACCAAUGGGAAAAGUCAAGAUUGCUCCUACGGCUAGACCACCUAUGUGA
Molecule: messenger RNA, 969 nt
Organism: Kwoniella mangroviensis CBS 8507
Lineage: Eukaryota; Fungi; Basidiomycota; Tremellomycetes; Tremellales; Cryptococcaceae
Exons: 2
Coding region: 1-969 (322 amino acids)
Biological process (GO): calcium-mediated signaling
Cellular component (GO): cytoplasm; nucleus
Molecular function (GO): nucleic acid binding; calcium-dependent protein serine/threonine phosphatase regulator activity
Source: RefSeq, a predicted model, not a curated record